CAGUUUGACAUCUUCCGGCUGUAAAUCGAUUUUUAAUUAAGUGCUUAAGCACGCCAGACUAGGAAAAAUAGUAUCCAAAACAGCGGGCGUGUCCUGGAUACGGCCGUGUAUUUGAAAAUGGAUAUGGUCGUCAGGGACAACAUGUUAACAAGCAGACGUCAUUGCGUUACUCCCUCCAUUGUUAACAAACGGCCAUUCAAACGCCCCGCACCUGACUGAGGUCGAGCACAAUAGUCUCUGCUGCGUACAGGUUACGACAUCGCUGCUUCUUACAUUUGGGAGCGACCACGUUGGAAAUAUUUCUGUCGUUCUCAAAAGCGUUCCAACCCCUGACCAAGAUACAAGCUUGACAUUUUGCGACUACAAGACAUUUCUAGAUCUAGCCCAGGCAACGCAGGGCGAUGUUUUACAAGACCCUCUUGGUUGUCUUCGUCGCACACCUCUGUAGAGGGCAACAACUUGCAGACGAGGCUACGCGGCACAGUGUAAUAGUAACCUUCGCUGGAUCAUCCACAUCUGAGAUAAAUGCAAAUUCAACCGCCUUGAAAGAAGUCAUCGUAAACGAAACCAACAAACUGUGUCAACAAGAUGAUCACAAAGCGAAGUGCUGCAAGGACAUAAAGUACACAGAGCUGGGAAGUGGAGACAUCAUCGUCCCAGGAACGAAUCUGACGGCAGAGGACUACAUUCGUUUUCUAUCUGUGGCAGGAGACUCUUCAGCUAACACAACUAGCAGUGUCAAAGUGACGCUUGCCAUCGUUGUGCCACAGGAAGCCGAUGAGAAUGACCUGUGCCUCGUAGAAACACCCAGCCGCAAGAGGAGAAGUACUGCAGAAGACGUGUUCUUGAGAAGGAAAAGGCACAGCGUCACCACAGCUGCCCCCACUGCCGCACCGAACUAUAUCUAUCUGGAUCCUGACCUGGUCAAGCUGCUGCUGAACUCCAACAGCUUCAGAGCUGCUGUGAACUCCCGGCUCGGUCUCAUCUCAGCCUCAGUCGUCAAGUCUGAUGAGAAGAACUGCACCUUUGAAGACGACAUCCAGCCGUGGGUCAUUGCCCUCAUCACCAUCGCCUCCUUCCUCCUUCUCCUGCUGCUGGCUGCCACUAUCAUGAUGUGUCACAAUGGAUCAAAGAAUAGCCCCUAUUCCAAAGGGUCGAUGGGGUCACUCAUAAGAGUGUCACCAGGUCCAGAACAAGCAGGGACUUCAUACGGAACAUACAACCGUGUAAUCACUCCGACUUCAUACGGAACAUACAACCGCCCGAUCACUCCAAAACUGGCCUUUACUUAGAAGUAGGGCACAGGGCGCUGUUCAUUCAGCUACAGUUCGCCAUCUAGUGCCAUUUCAAUGUCAUUCACAUUCGGAAGGAAUAUCCGGGAACAACCAUAACAACCGAAUUGAUUUCUGAAAUAUUAUAUUGAAAAACUACAUAUUACAGUAUCUGUUUGGCGCAGAAGAAAUCAUCCUACCUCACAUGGCCUAGGUGGACAAAUAAGUCAUUAUGAUUCAAGACCAAUCCAAUGUUUAAACUUGCCACACUUACAUGUGUCAUGACAACAGAAGUCAGGUAUCCUGUAGUUCCAUCUGUCUCUCUAGGCACGUAGGAUUUGCAGCGCCUACCUUUUCGACAAAACGUCUCACUGCCCCACGACAUUGAACUUGAAGCACAUAUGUUGUGAAUGAAGUUAUCUGUUCUCCAUAUCGCCAGACAUUUAUGUUGAGUUGCAUCAUUCCUUCCAUUGCUAUCACAUGUAAGGUAUCUUCGUUGUUUAAGUUUUGCUGGUACGUGUACUAGAAACGAUAGUGUAGUUACGUACAGCCGUAAACAGUAGAUACUAAUAUAACAUUUGUACAUGCGGUAAGCGGAGAAUAACAUUGUACUACUUUUGUAUCAUUUCAUUGCUGGAAGUACGAAGAAGUGAAUAUGGAUAAAAUGUAUGAGGUGUAAACCACACGGUUACAUGGCUUUUCACGAGGGCAUUGUAUAGAUCAAGAGUUAUCGCUUAUUUUUGUAUCAAUUGAGAAAUAAAGCCUCUCAACACUGUCAUUUGACUGUUAGCAGCUUUCAAUGUUUGCCAUUGAAUGGCGAUGUUGUCACCGCUUGCAUUUGAUGUUUGACGUCAAUAAAGGAUGCAUGAACAGCCGUAUCUAAA
Branchiostoma floridae (Florida lancelet) is the source of this 2155-nucleotide messenger RNA. RefSeq lists its product as uncharacterized. The record is from RefSeq and is a predicted model, not a curated record. The transcript is spliced from 6 exons. The coding region runs from base 402 to 1292 and encodes 296 amino acids. NCBI's taxonomy places the organism in Eukaryota, Metazoa, Chordata, Leptocardii, Amphioxiformes, Branchiostomatidae.